Molecule: messenger RNA, 1815 nt
Organism: Diaporthe amygdali
Lineage: Eukaryota; Fungi; Ascomycota; Sordariomycetes; Diaporthales; Diaporthaceae
Exons: 4
Coding region: 1-1815 (604 amino acids)
Source: RefSeq, a predicted model, not a curated record
AUGGUCACACCCUUUCGCCAAACCCGGCCGCUGGCCUGGGUAGCAUGUGUUGCAGGCGUGCAGCAGGUUCGGGCCUUGAACUCAACAUCGGCCCCAACUUCUGCUUCCACUUCCACAACCAGCGUGGCAGCCCCAGGCGUACCAGUCUGUGGGCUCGCUGCGAACUUGGCGAUGGUGUAUGACUGGAAUAAGACCAACGCAGAGACGAUAACUCACACAGUGGUCCCCCACAUCACAACAUAUCCCAAUGGUAGCGCUAUAACAAGCCUCCAGACUAUCACAGCGAGCGCACCGGAGGUGACGGAUUUCGUGCGCAAUACCGCGGUGAUAGACGGCUGGUUCACCAUGACCUAUCCGGAGACAUGGAUACAGUACAUAGACUUUUGGUCGGCAAACUGCACAGAGCGCGAUCUCACUUCCCGGACUGUCGACUACGACAGUAAACUCAUUAUGCCUGCAACUACAGAUCCUGCGAAAUUCUUCUACACAGCACACAACUCAGACUGGUACUUUGGGCAUAACCCAGCAACAGUCACCCCGGCAAUGGUCGAUUAUCUUGCCGGGCUUCAGACUGUCGUCGAGCAAAUGUCAGGCCAGGACAUUAGGACGUGUACAUUUGCGACUUGUGCUCAGACAGCCGUGGGCCACUCGAUGGUCUCGGCUUCCGUCCUGAUCCAGGCAACCGAAACCGUGGAAGCUGUACACUAUACAGCCCCAGCUCCGGCGUCCUCAGAGAGAAGCACGGCAGAGGCGCCCUCCCCGCCUGAAUCAACACCACUGCCUACUUCGACGCAGCAAUCGCCUAGCCCUAUACCGACGACCACCUCAGUUUCUGAGCAGCCCUCCUCUCAGAAGACAUCGAUUGCUGAGCAGUCACCAGCUACGAGUCAGGUGGCUCCUGAGCAGCCCGCUCAAUCGUCUGGUCAAAUACCGCCCUCGGAACAGACUCCGAGCCCAGAGCAGCCCAACAGCCCAGUCUCAUCUGUAGAGGUCACUUUCAUCUCCACAGAGGUUUCCAACGGCGUGACAGCUAUCAGGACCCUGGUCGGCCCCUCCAGCAACGCUGCCCCAGUUGCUCCAGCCGAAACAACGUUCGUCCGCACAGUGACAGCAGAUGAGCAGACCCUCGUCCAGACAGUGGUGUCGCCGGUGGCCGCUGCCUCUCCAGGGGAGGUAACAUUGGUGCAGACAGUCAACACCAACGGCCAAGCCUCUGUUCAGACGUUGGUGUCGAUCGUGCCUGCUCCUAGUGUCCAGGCGUCAGAGGUGACUCUGGUCCGAACGACCACGUCGGGCGGCAGCACGGUCCUGGAGACAGUGGUCUCUAUCUCACAAGGCCCAGGAGGAGACAACCAGGCGUCGGAGGUGGCGCUGGUCAGGACGGCCACGUCAGGUGGAAGUACGGUGUAUGAGACGCUUGUCUCGAUUGCACAGGAGUCGGCAGGCAGAGGGCAGGCGUCGGAGACGUCGCAGGUGACUUUCCUGAGGACGAUAACCUCCAAUGGACAGACACAGGUGCAGACAGUAGUAUCGGCGGCUCCAACGGGAGAGGUACCAGCACAGACGACUUUCACCAGGACGGUAGUGUCAGACGGGCAGACGUACUCGCAGACCGUCGUGUCACCGCUUGCUAGCGGGGCGGCCACGGGGCCGUCAACCGUCGGAAGCAGCGGGCCGGCAGACGCGACUUAUACGGGGCCAGCUGUGACGGCCGGGGCUGCUGGGAGUGUGACCAUCUUUCUGCCCUUGGCCUUCUGCCCUCUCGUCGACGUCGAGACAACGACAAUGCUCACCACCUACGCUCUCAACUCCUGA